UAAUGUAUAUAAUAGGAAAAUAUAACAGUGUUUUGUAUAUACAGUUGUUACUACCACCACAUAGGUGAAAACUGUUGUUUCAUUUUCGAGUUGGUUUUAAUGCCAGGCAAACGUUGGAUAUUGAAUAUCUAUUGAAAACAUCGAACAUUGAAAGUAAAUAUGUUGCAAUUCACUCCUCCAGUUGUUAAAGAACUCCUGGGGUGGAAGAGAGGGGAAAUGUCAGCUCAGGAUGAAAAGUUUGCUGAGAAAGCAAUCAAAAGUUUGGUAAAAAAGCUCAAGAAAAGUGGGGGGUUGGAGGAUCUGAAGAAGGCUGUGACGAAGCAAUCAAUCGAUACAAAGUGUGUGAAGAUACCUCGGUCACUAGAUGGCAGGCUGCAGGUUUCCCACAAGAAGUCCCUCCCCCAUGUUUUAUACUGUAGGUUGUGGAGGUGGCCGGACCUGAGGAACCAUCAUGAGUUACGACCGGUGGAGAAAUGUGAAUAUGCUUUCCAACUAAAGAGAGAUGAGGUAUGCGUGAACCCGUACCAUUACACGCGUGUAGAAACACCCGCCCUUCCCCCAAUAUUGGUCCCACGGCAAACGGAACCAAUACCUGCCGAGUUCCCACCAUUGGAUGAUUGGUCUAUUGUUCCUGAGAAUGCUACUUUUGAACCAAGUAUGCAACCAUCAGGUAACUUCACGAUACCAGAGAGCCCACCACCAGGCUACAUGAGCGAGGAUAGCGAGUUCAGUGAAUCGGGUUCCAACUUAUCAAGUCCCGGCCCUCCAACUACAUUCUCAGAUGGAACAACGAGCGCUUCCCCCUCCUCAGGCAGCGAUGAUGUUCAAUCUGUUGCGUAUCAUGAACCCCCACAUUGGUGUUCCAUAUCUUACUAUGAACUUAAUCAAAGAAUAGGUGAGCCCUUCCACGCCACUCAAUCCUCGCUUACCGUCGACGGAUUCACCGAUCCUUCAAACUCGGAGAGGUUUUGUCUCGGACUUCUUUCCAACAUCAACCGAACACAGCAUGUUGAGAUAACUAGGAGACACGUGGGGAAAGGCGUUCGUUUAUAUUACAUCGCUGGUGAAGUAUUCGCUGAGUGUUUGAGUGACAGCGCGAUAUUCGUGCAGAGUCCGAACUGUAACCAGCGAUACGGAUGGCACCCAGCUACUGUUGUUAAGAUACCACCUGGAUGUCACCUUAAAAUAUUCAAUAACCAGGAAUUUGCGGCUCUUUUGUCCCAAUCAGUAAACCAGGGAUUUGAGGCAGUUUACCAACUAACUAGGAUGUGCACGAUUCGUAUGAGUUUUGUUAAAGGUUGGGGAGCUGAGUACCGAAGACAACAUGUCACUUCCACCCCAUGUUGGAUAGAAAUGCAUCUGAAUGGUCCACUGCAGUGGUUGGACAAAGUGUUGCAGCAGAUGGGAGCUCCACAUAUACCAUGUUCCAGCAUGUCUUGAUGAUGGAACUUGUACAUAAGCAUGUCUUGCACCAGGAUUGGUAAAAACUUCAUAUUUGAAUAUUUCACUUUGUAAAUAUCGUUGCACUACUUGUCAUAUAUCCAUCAUGCCAAUUAUGUUUUACCACCAGCCAAAAGUAUUAGGGUUUAAUGAGAAUGUUUAAAAGCAUAUCGUUGAAGUUUUUAUGAUAUUUUAACACAUGAUAUUAGAACACGGGUUCUUAUACUUUAACACACAACCAUUUUAACAAUGUCACAAAACCCACAUUUCGCUCAGGAAAACAUGUUUAGUCCAAACUUAUAUGACAGUUUAUCAUCUUUCCUUAUGAACCAUCCGAUGGAGAAACACCUCCAAGCAUAAGAACCUAUGUUCUACAAAAUAUGUUGUUAAUAUUAUGGCCCUGUUUCAAUGCAAACAACAAACCGUAUAUUCAUCUCAAAUUGUUCUUUAUUUUAAACAUGGUUUAGAACCUUAAUCCAUCUUUAGUGAAAUGAAGACAAUUGUGUUAUAAAUACCUACGGAAUGUUAUGUUGUAUGGAAACUGACCAGAAAUCCCAAGUUUUAUUCAUCGAUAAUUACUUCUGUCUUCUUUAACUAAAAUAUCAAGUGAAAAUUUCUUUGUAGAUUUUGUGUUUGUUCAACAACAAAUAACGCUUGAACGCCAAUCUACAAAACAUUGCCCAACUAUACACUUUACGUACGUUGUAAUGUUACUGGCGAACUUAAUUUAAAAGUUCCGAUUUUAAAUCCAAUGUUUUUAAUGCAGCAUCAACAAGUAACUAAUAUUUUAUUUUUACAUCAUUUUUAUUGUUUUUACUUGUGAGCAAAACUAAUGAAGCAAUUUGUCAAUCUGAGUACAUUUAUUCAAAUUUAUAGUACGUAUGUGGUAAAUCGUAAGUCACCCAGCCAUGAAAGUUUCAUUUAUUACAAUUGAAUUUUUAGUACAUAUGUUUCAAACUAUGUUUACUACUAUUUUGAAUUGAGCAUAAUAUUUUUCAGCGAUUUUUACAAAUGAAAUUUGACAUAAAUUUGUUAAAACCUAUGUUUUGGCCGCAAUGCGGGGACUUGAGUUUUAUUAAAUUUUAGUAAAAUUUGACUUUUACCUGAAUCCUAUGAAAUAUUUGUUUUCAUAUCAAAGGUUGAACAUCCAAGUAAUUAUGUUUGUGUUGAAUGCAACCUUUGUUUCCAUUGUUUCAUAUGGUUGACUCACAUUGUUUAUUGCACUAUUAACACUACUGUACAUAAUUUCCUAUUAACACGUCUUGCAAGUGCCUACAAUAAAUCAUCUUUUUUAUUUUAAA
This is a messenger RNA of Ciona intestinalis (vase tunicate), 2741 nucleotides long. Lineage: Eukaryota; Metazoa; Chordata; Ascidiacea; Phlebobranchia; Cionidae. The record is from RefSeq and is a predicted model, not a curated record.